Messenger RNA from Tupaia belangeri chinensis (Chinese tree shrew), 998 nucleotides. RefSeq names its product cyclin Q (gene CCNQ). Bases 1 to 882 code for a protein of 293 amino acids. Lineage: Eukaryota; Metazoa; Chordata; Mammalia; Scandentia; Tupaiidae. The transcript is spliced from 5 exons. Gene Ontology annotation, molecular function: cyclin-dependent protein serine/threonine kinase regulator activity. The record is from RefSeq and is a predicted model, not a curated record. Gene Ontology annotation, biological process: regulation of transcription by RNA polymerase II.
AUGGGGCAGGGGUCUGACCCUUGUUUCUCAGAGUGUGGCCUGCCGGCCUGGGCCAGGCAAAGUGCAGACUCUCAGAGCCCUAGAACUCCUGAUGGGGAAUGUGUGAUUCAGUACCAUCCCAUGGGCUUCACGGGCCCAAAAGAGUCUAAGGAGCCUGGGGACCCAGUGCAAGAGCCAGCUGCACCCCUGGCCAGGCUCUCGUGUGCACUGAGGGCUGUCCUGCUUGCUUUCUCUGCAGGCGUCAAGCUGGGAAUGCAGUCCAUCCCGAUUGCCACAGCUUGCAGCAUUUACCAUAAAUUCUUCUGCGAGGCCAACCUGGAGGCAUACGACCCUUACCUGGUGGCCAUGGCAUCCAUGUACCUGGCCGGCAAGGUAGAAGAGCAGCACCUGCGCACCAGGGACAUCAUCAACGUGUCCAACAGGUACUUCCAUCCGAGCAGCGAGCCCCUGGAGCUGGACGCCCGCUUCUGGGAGCUGCGCGACAGCGUGGUGCAGUGUGAGCUGCUGGUGCUGCGGGUGCUGCGCUUCCAUGUCUCCUUCCAGCACCCGCACAAGGUACGUGCGGGUCUCGGGCACCAUGCCCUCUCUGCCCUGUGUCUGGCAAGUCGCUACAGCUGGCCGCGGCCCCCCGUCUCCGUCCCCGCCUGGGCCUUGCUACGGGACAGCUACCAUGGCGGGCUGUGCCUCCGCUUCCGGGCUCAGCACAUAGCCGUGGCCGUGCUCUACCUCGCCCUGCAAGUCUACGGAGUUGAGGUGCCCGCCGAGGCCGAGGCUGAGAAGCCGUGGUGGCAGGUGUUUAGUGACGACCUUACCAAGCCAGUCAUUGAUAAUAUUGUGUCUGAUCUCAUUCAGAUUUAUACCAUGGACACAGAGAUCCCCUAAGGCCCUGGCCUAGGCCUGCCCAAAGAGAAGCCCAGGAUGGUCAGCUGCCUGGGGAUGGUGCCACCACAUCGCCGUGACAGCCAAUCCCCAGAGGACCAGCUGGGAGGACUCAUUGU